Messenger RNA from Chelonia mydas (Green sea turtle), 1638 nucleotides. RefSeq names its product CMP-N-acetylneuraminate-beta-galactosamide-alpha-2,3-sialyltransferase 4-like. The transcript has 6 exons. Gene Ontology annotation, biological process: glycolipid biosynthetic process. The record is from RefSeq and is a predicted model, not a curated record. Gene Ontology annotation, molecular function: sialyltransferase activity. Bases 185 to 877 code for a protein of 230 amino acids. NCBI's taxonomy places the organism in Eukaryota, Metazoa, Chordata, Testudines, Cheloniidae.
UGUGCGUUGUGUGAAAAAAUACUUCCUUUUGUUUGUUUUAAACCUGCCUGUUCAUUUCAUUUGGUGACCCCUAGUUCUUUUGAUCUUGUGUUUAUUGUGUUCUUGUGUCAUUGUUUAACCUCUUUCUCCUUUCCGUCCAGUUCUCCAUGCGUUCCACACAUUACAGCUCCUCCCGCAGCAGGAGAUGCCAAAGUCCAUUGAGCGUCUUCGGUGCCGAAGGUGCGUCGUGGUCGGCAACAGUAACUCCAUUCGUGGCCGAGGCUUCGGGGCAGUGAUUGACUCACACAACAUUGUCAUCAGGUUAAACAAUGCUCCAGUGAAAGAGCACAAGGAAGACGUGGGUGAGAAAACCAGCAUCCGGCUCUUCUUCCCCGAGUCUGCGCUGCCUAACCCUCUGGAUAACAAUGACAAUGAAACGCUGAUGGUGCUCGUUGCAUUCAAGAGCCUGGAUUUUAUCUGGGUGAAGGAAAUGCUGCUGAAGACAAGGACUAAGACUGUACAGGGGUUUUGGCGCCAGCCUCCCAGUGAAUGGAAGUGGAAUGCCUCUCACCUGCGGAUUCUGCACCCUUACGUCACCUACGAAGCAACAUACAAAUUGCUUCAGCUGGAGAAGAGGGGCAAGAAAUAUUCCACCACCGGAAUCAUCGCUUUGAACUUAGCCCUCCAUAUCUGCCACGAGGUUAACAUCAUAGGAUUUGGGUACCCUGACAAGCAUGACAAUACCACGCCAGUACACUACUACGACACGGAGCAUCUGAGCCAGGGCGUGUUUGUGAUGCACAACAUCAGCGCGGAGCAGGCGUGGCUGCUGAAAAUGAUGGAGCGGGGGAUGAUUUCCGACUUGUUGCGCCCUUCCUCCUGGUCCUGGGGCCCCUGAGUGGGGGUGACGCUGCGUGAUGUUCCAGGAGCCGUUGCUCCAUGCACCAGUGUUGGGCCACGGUUGGCUUUUACUCUUGUUGUUGUUCUGAUCUGUAUCGGACAGGGCAGGCGUUAUCCUGUUCUGUACCUGGUGGGCAGUAAGCCAUGGUCCUCCGGCGUUUGACUGCAUGGCCUUUGCUCUGAUGGCCUGCGACCUUUGCCUCUAAUCACUGAUCCAUGGCUUCCUUGGUGGAGGAGGAAGAGUGCCAUAUGGUGCUUCCCACACCUUUUGGAAACAGCCCUCCCUGCUUUGCCUGCUAGUCACUUGUAUUAACCCUUGACUUGAGAGGUUAAGGCCCCGCAUUAGGGCAUUGAGGGGUGGUCUUAAGCCAGGUCCCUUACAGUUCUCAGCCCCUUUCUCCGGAGCCUCAAGUGAAAGGAGCUGGUCCCGUUGGCUUGGAGAAGGACUCUGCCGAACCCUCAGAGGAUCCGGUAUCUCAGGUGAUCUUUGAAACGCUGGGGAAAGUUAUUGGCAGUGGGACCGUGCUGAUGAGUGUUUCUGUUUGGAAAUAAAGACAGAACUGGUUCUAAGUGGGCCUGGGAGUGUCUCUGAUUGGCACCAGGGUUAUAGGGAGGGGUUGUCUGGAGGGGACUAAUGUGGAUGACGGUACGCAGUGUCACUACAAACUCUUUGCUGCUCCUGGAUCUACAGUUACUGCCCCCCUUCUCUGCACACUCUUGAUGGCUUUGCUUGCCCCUCCCAACCUGCCAUGACUGCAU